AUGUCGUCUACCCAAAGGGCCUUGCUCAUUGCAGCUCCCUUUGAGGGCCUGAACGGAACUCUCUACGAUGCUCAAAGUAUUCUUCGAGUACUGGAAAGCAAAGGGUUCAACACUGACACCUGCUUUGGGGAGAAUGCGACCCGAAGUGGCAUUUUUGCGGCGUGGGAGCGUCUUAUCUCCGAGACCAAGGAGAAUGAUGCGGUGGUUCUCUACUAUUCUGGACACGGGGGGUUAGUUCAGUCGCCCCAAGGCGACAGACCUGUGGAGUCGAACGAUGUUGCCACACCUUCCACACCUUGGAGAUACCAAUUCCUUGUACCGGUUGACUACGAUCAGUCGACAGAGAGCGACUUUCGGGGAAUUUUGGACGUCGAGAUCUCACAUGUGCUGCGGCAACUGACUGAAAGAACUCGCAACGUCACCGUCAUUCUGGACUGCUGUCAUUCCGGGAGGAUGUUCCGGGCUCCGAUGCUCGAGGGCCAGGCCCGUCAGAAGAGUCUCAAGGAUGUUCAGUUCCAUCAGGUUGCGCAACAUAUCACUGCUAUGCAGGGACAGGGACAGCUUGAAGGACAGGGUUUCCUGACAGGUAAUCCGCACGCCGUACGAAUCGUGGCGACCGCUCCGUCCGAAUCGGCAUGGGAGUAUAUGAAUCCUCGGGGGGAGUGGUGCGGGACAUAUACUGAAGCUCUGGUGAAGGUGAUCGAAGACUGCUGGGGGCACGAAAUGUCCUGGAAAACGAUCUUCCUCCGCGUACGACAGCUCGUCAACAACCGUUUCCCUGGUCAGCAUCCUCAAGUCGAAGGUCCGGAGACUCGCGUCCCUUUCUCCCUCCGACAGGCACCAUCUUGCGUGCUGCAAAUCAAGAUUACCAACGGUCAGCCGAUUAUCCAGGGAGGAAGCGUGUUGGGGGUCCGAACCGGUAACACAUAUACUAUUGUUCCUUUGAGUAUGAACGACCAGCAAGUGUCCGGGGACAACUUUCCCGAAGCGACGGUGACAAACGUUGCCGCAUUCAAAGCAAAGGUUAAGCUGUCAUCGAUGCCUUCCUGGUUAUCGCUCAGUAACGUUGGUGCGCUCGCGGUCUUGAAGCGCGAGAGCAUUGAUAAGCAUCCGAUCCAAGUACCGGAGUCGCUGUCCUUUUUACGAGACCACGUCGAAGAGUCAACUUUGCUUCGGUGUCACACUUCGGAUGAAAGUGAGCCACCACUUAUGGAAUUUCGUGAGCAGGGCGAAUCGUUCAUGCUUCUCAACCAGCAAGGCGUGGAGCUUGGAUCAAGCCCACUGAAUGAAGAGGAGAGCUCACGCAGGGGCAAGAACCUCAUCGUCACGGCCGAGAGAUUGGUUCGCGCCCAGAGAGUGCUGUCGCUGACAUGCGAAAAGCCCGCCGACAAACUCAAUCACAUGCUGUAUCACGAAAUCGGCGUCGUCGAGGAUGAACAGCCAACACGGUCGUCGCAGGUCGGUGGGGAGGACUAUCAUGUCUUAGAAAAAGAGUCAGUCUACAUCAAGUUGCACAACCGGGGCAGAGACACUGUUUACGUAUCUGUUUUUGACAUCAACGUUGCCGGAGAAGUCUCUUUCAUCACUCAAACCAACCCCGAGGGUAUCGAGCUGCCAGAGGAACGAUCCACUGUCCUGGGCAGUGACGACUUCGGAGAGCUGGUGGGAUUAGAGAUCACAUGGCCCAAGGAUGUCUCAAAAAAACUCCCUAUUGACGAGCAGUUCUUGCUAAUCAUUACCAACACCCCGAUGGAUGUCCGGUAUCUUGCCGACUCUGUGAAUAUCGAGCACGCGACCGGCCGAGACGCAGCAAGAGCGAUCAGUACAGCCAAGAUUCAAUAUGACGUAGUGCAUCUGAAAUUCAAGCUUCACCCAGCUGGUCAAAAGGACGAGGUAGACAAGAUGAAUGAGGCACAGCAGGAGCACGGUUUUCCAUCCUCAUGCAUAACCUGCAGCGAGGAGCCGAUUCGCGCGGCGAACAUACUCGACGUCGAGCACGUUCCUGGGUGGAAUGAGCUGCCGUUCAGUCCGCCAACGACAAUGGCGAAGGGCUUGCUUGGCGCAAUUGUUAGAACCGCACAACGUAUCCCGCCAUGUGUCUGGGUCAUCAACAAGUACAGCGAAGAGAUCACCGUGACCAUCUCGAAAUACCGUCCAAAUCGACUGCUCACUGGUAUAGGUGUGAACGCAUCUGCGACCGGGGCCGGACUGGACUUUAGUUCGUCGACCUGGGUUGGUCCGGCAACGAAGAAGACACUUGCGCCCCAAGCCUGUGGGAAAGGGCAAUUCAUGGCGGUGUUCCCUUUGUGGACACGCAAAGAAGGAUUUGGAGUGAUCAGUGUUUUCCGAGGGCCUCAAAAGGAGCUGUUCAUCGAGAAUGACCGGGUGCCCUUGGGGGCUACCGUCUAUUUCAAUGGCGAGGCAGACUUCGACAUCGUGGAAUACGGGCAAGCCACUGCAAGCGGACACAACUCGAGGAUUGGCUUAAUCGUUUAAUUCUGUCGCGAGGAUUGUCAGAAAGGAAGACAUGGAUACCUAACUGACUUCGUUGUAUGCGAGGAGUUUCCCAGCGGCAGAAAAUGAGUUCGCUCACGUCCCUAGAUGGUAGAUCUUAAUCAAGUUAAACAGUUUCGAAUUCAAGCUAGAAAGCCUAUCUUAUAAGAGUCUUAUU
This is a messenger RNA of Aspergillus melleus, 2671 nucleotides long. Its product is annotated as caspase family protein. Gene Ontology annotation, molecular function: cysteine-type endopeptidase activity. The transcript is spliced from 3 exons. NCBI's taxonomy places the organism in Eukaryota, Fungi, Ascomycota, Eurotiomycetes, Eurotiales, Aspergillaceae. Gene Ontology annotation, biological process: proteolysis. The record is from RefSeq and is a predicted model, not a curated record. The coding region runs from base 1 to 2496 and encodes 831 amino acids.